Cladocopium goreaui is the source of this 3970-nucleotide messenger RNA. NCBI's taxonomy places the organism in Eukaryota, Dinophyceae, Suessiales, Symbiodiniaceae. The record is from the annotation of a GenBank genome assembly.
AGCACCGCGCCAAAUUGCCAGGAACUUGUCCCCCCGCUUGCCAAGAUGUCGAUAGAUUCCCGUGUCUAUGUGGGCAACAUCGAUUGGAAAAUCACGUCGGAAGAUCUGAAGGAGCACAUGAAAUCCGCUGGAGAUGUGGUGCGAGCCGAGAUCUUCACAGAUGGCACUGGCAGAUCCAAGGGGGUUGGUCUCGUCUAUUUUGACUCGCCUGAGGAUGCCAAUGCAGCCAUUGCCAAGCUCAACGAUUCCAUGUUGGGCGAGCGCAUGAUCUUUGUGCGUGAGGACCGAAAAGAAGGAAAAGGAUUCAAAGGCGAAAAGGGCGAAGGAAAAGGCAAAAAAGGAGAUAAGGGCUACGGCAAAAGCUACGACAAGGGCUACGACAAGGGCUACGACAAGGGCUACGAGAAAGGAGAGAAAGGCAAAGGAAAAGGUAAAGGAAAGGGCAUGCGAGUGGGCCCAGGUGACCGAGGCCGAUUGGUCUAUGUGGGGAACCUCCCAUCUGGAACUCCGUGGCAAAAGGUGAAGGAUCUCUUCAGAAAGCACGGCAGUGUGAUCCGCGUGGAGAUGCCCACAGACGUAAACGGCGAAUCUAGAGGACAUGGCCAGGUCCUGUUUGAGACAGAAGAAGAUGCUCAGUCAGCGAUCCAGGCGUUGAACCAGACGGACUUCGAAGGAAGGUUUUUUGCCCUGCUUCUCAAUACAACAACCAAAGAUGAGGGAGAAGAUUUCCUGGACUUUGCAUAUCCAGAAGAAUCUGCGCUCAAGGUGCUCUCGGAUCAUCUCUACCAAUCCGUUGCUACGACUGUGACGAUGUGCCAGGAGCCUCAGGAGCAGCUGAGAGCGCUGAAAGCUCGGAUGGUUUUGAAAGGCCGGCAGAACAGACUGCAUCCAGACGCUGCAAGCAAUGGCAGACAUUUGACUCGUCUUAUCAGCAAGUACGGCCAGACCAAGAAAUGGCGAGAGGUGCUGGAAAUCUUGGCCAUGACCUCUCCGACCUCAGUGGUCACCUGGUCUGCAGCUAUCUCAGCCUGCAGCAAAUGCAGCCAAUGGCAAGAAGGCCUUGGAGUUUUUCAGCGAAUGCAAGCCAAGGGUGUUUUGCCAGAUCUUUUUGCGUUGAAUGUGAUUGCCAUUGCUCAGAAUGCUGGAAGUCGGUGGAGUGAUGCAGUGGAAAUCCUCCAUGUGGUGUCCCGCAUGUCCUUGGAGCCCACAGCGCAAACGCUGUCUCCAGUGAUGAGUGCAUGCAGCCAGGCGAGUCUUUGGGGCGUCUCCUUGGCCGCCUUCGGAGCGUUCGGAGCCGGAGACGAAGUGCUCUUGAACUGUGCCAUGACCGCAUGUCAAAAAGGUGAUCGAUGGGUACAGGCUUUGCGGAUCUUGCGUCGGCAGCAAAGUGUGGUCGCCUUCAGCGCGGUGAUCGCAGCCUCGUCGUGGUCCCACGGAUUCGGUGUCCUCAAUGAGAUGCGCUGUCGGAGCAUCCGUCCAGACACCGUGGCCUUUUCGUCUCUAAAAGGUUCCUGGCAGCUGGCCACAUCUUUUCUGAAGCUCGAGGCACCGGACGUGGUAAGCUUUGGAAGGAUUGCGAACGAUUUGGAAAGCUGGACACAGGCGUGCGCCCUGUUGCAGGAGAUGCCAGAGUUUCAUCUACAAGCGAAUCUGGUGAUUUUCAACGCUGUUCUCUCGUCCUCUGAAGUGUCUGGAGAUUGGUGUUCUGCUUUUCGUCUUUUGCAAGACGUCCAAGAGAAGCUUCGCAGUGACGUGGUAUCUCUCUCAGCAGCCUGCUCUGCAAGCUCCACAAGCUGGCGCCACAGCUGGGCCAUGCUGCGGCACGGUAGAGCCUGCACCCUGCGGCCCAACGUUGUGAGCUUAACUUCCGCACUCACUGCUUGCGAAAGAGCAACGCUCUGGCAGAUGGCACUGGAUGGCUUCGCGGAAACAAUGGAGCUCUCAGUGGUGGCAUACAAUGCAGCCAUCAGUGCAUGCGAGAAAGGCAGCCGCUGGAAAGAAGCCACACGGCUGCUCUGCCAAGAGUGGUCAGAGAGGCUGCUGCCAGACCCCGUGAGCAUCACAGCAAUCACGGCUGCCCUUGAACGAUCGCAGGCAGAUUGGACGACUUUCCAGACUUUGUUCGAUUUUCUGGAAAGGAUUUCUCUUGAGCCCGACUGCAUUGCGUAUUCUUAUGGCAUCAGUGCAUCUGUGCGGCUCAACUGCCGGCUGCAGGGGCUAAACCUCGCAGGGAAGAUUCAGCAGAGGGGUUUGGAGUUCACCCAGAAGGAAAAAGGAUCUUUGCCCGCUUAUGAGAGCUCGAGUCGUUACAAACAGUGUCCCGACUUCUGCACUUUUGAUGCUGUUCUACCGAAUUGUCAAGGGGUAUUGCUGGCGAGCUGUGGAGUCAUGAAGGCGGCAGUUGGGCAAGAGGUGAAUUUCAUGGUCUUCCGAAGUCUGCAAGGACAAGAGUUCAAGGUGGCCAUGCGUCGUCAAGAAAGGUGGAUCUUAUGUGUCAUCCUGCUUGCUCCUGCAACGGACUCCUUGGCUCAGUUCCUGGUCGACGAGGCACUGGCGCUGGUGCUGCUGCGACACGGGCGCUUCGCCAGCGUCAGUGAUUUUAGGCAGUUGGAGCCCAUCUUCAAAGCCUUGUCUGCUUUGGCAUCUGAAGCACGGUCCAGACCCACUCCGUAUCCGCUGCUGGGCUUGAUGCAGUGGCACUCUUUGACUUCAGACUGGCGCCAGGUGAUUGAGGAGCGGGUUGAGGAGUGGGAAAAGGGUUGGAAAGAGACCGCGGUACGGCCCAUGGCUUUGCCGCAGGGUUUUGCGCUCUUGUUAGAGCAGCAGGUGAUGGCCACAAGUCUGGAUGACGAGACAUUCUCAGCUUGCAUGCGGCUUUUGGCAUUGGAGGCAGCCGAGCCAACUCCAGCAUCAAACGACUUCGACGUGAGGUGCCACUCUCUGUUCCUCAACCCAUCAGGAGAUGAGCCGCUGCCCUCACAUCAGUACAGCCUGCUGCAGAAGGGCAAUUGGCUGCUCUUUUUGCUCUGGAACAUGACAGAUAAAGAGGCAGAGACCAGCGCGCCGCCGACGCCCCCGUUUCGGGCCAUGGCAUCGGAUCCCUUUGGCAUCGAUCUCUCCUUGGAGCUGCUCUCGAAACUGCCUGAGGAGCCGAAGAGGCCUUCAAGCUCUCCAGGCUCUGUCUUCAGCCCACCAGCGAGGUCAACUCCAACCGGCGAAAAGAACAAGAGGGGCAGCUUCGGACUGACGUGCAUGUUCAAGGCUCGAACCAAAACCUCGGAGCCCAUGGAGAAGGUUUCUCGUCCAGCCUCCUUCUGCUACGUGCUGGACGUUCCAGGUGCAUCCAGCUCCAGCGCCAGCUUUUCUCAGCUGCAGGAGCCCAAACAGAUCUCUUCUCCGCAGCUGCCAGAGGAACUGCGGUGCCCAGUCCUUGCGGGACAUGCCAAAGGGAGGAGGUCUUUCGAAUGGACGAAUUCAGAGUUUGGAGACUUCUUGGAAGAGUUGGGGGACUUGGCUUGGCUUUGGCGGACCUACUCCGAAAGGAGAUCUGCUUGGCGACAGGGGCCAGACACUGCAUCUAAAAGGCAUGUACUGGUAGACAUUCUGCGUGGAGAUCAUUCCCUGGAGAAGAUUUGGAACGAGAGUCUGGCAGGAUCUGAGCUCUGCAAAGAUUUGGGGCCGGAGCCUGAAGAUCCUCUAAAAGGCGGCAAGAAGACCGAGGCCACCUUGAUGGGCAGCGGUGAGCCUUGGAGAUUUCAGGACGGGUCACCCUACUUAGCUUCUGACUUAACCGAGCUAAUCAGCGUGGGCACAAAACGUGCCGACGCAUGGUUAGCUGGUUCAGCUUGCCGCGCAAUGGAAUCUGUGGCACCUCCGGCGAGGCCGCAGGUCACCAGCUUGUCAGGGCACCGUGUGUUCCUAGCGAUGACGGAGCAGUGACAGGUGCCAAAGAGCACCAGAAUGCUGAGCC